Messenger RNA from Folsomia candida, 2341 nucleotides. RefSeq names its product copine-2. Gene Ontology annotation, biological process: cellular response to calcium ion. The record is from RefSeq and is a predicted model, not a curated record. NCBI's taxonomy places the organism in Eukaryota, Metazoa, Arthropoda, Collembola, Entomobryomorpha, Isotomidae. Gene Ontology annotation, cellular component: plasma membrane. Gene Ontology annotation, molecular function: calcium-dependent phospholipid binding. Bases 393 to 2036 code for a protein of 547 amino acids. The transcript has 14 exons.
UAUGAAGAAUAGUGUUGUGUUGUAUGCGGACGUCUGUUGGUUGUGCUAAAUGAGGUAGAUUGAAUGGAAUUGAACAUUACCUCACCAUUCGCCACCCUCUCAUUUCGUAAAUAAAUAACACUAUUUGACUCAUAUUCGUGCAAUUGUUAUUCACAAAACCUUCAAAAUAUGGCAAACUUCUUACAUCAUCGUUGAGCAGUUGGUCAUCAUCACUGCUCGUGUGGCACGACAAGAACCUUUGUUUUUUAACUUCAGUUGGUUCAUGGGGCUGUAGAAGAGUAAACAGGAACUUACUUGUUGUGCAUAGUUGUGUACUUUUAAGGCCGUCUUAUCGAGCUCGAUCUGCGACAAUCUUUUUGGAUCGUAUUACAGAACGAAAUAUUUAAUUUACAAUGGCAGCCAAAGGGAAGAAAGGAGAACCGCUAUCAAUCAUGGUUGAGUUGACCCUGUCAGCCAAGGACUUGAUUAAUCGGGACGUGACUUCCAAGUCAGACCCAUUUUGCGUCAUUUUUGCUCGAGACCGAAAAACUAACGAACUCGUAGAAAUUGGGAAAACAGAAGUUAUUAAGGACAAUUUGAACCCAAAAUGGGAAACAAAAAUCACGAUGGAGUACCGGUUUGAAGAAAGACAGGAGCUCAACAUUACCGUGUAUGACUUUGACGGAGAUGUCAAUAAGAAACACAAGGCCGAGUCGGAAUAUCUUGGUAACGCUGUGUGUACGAUAGGAGAAAUUGUAGCGGCUCCAUUCAGCAAGUUUGAACGGAAACUGGAGUUGCCAAAGAACUUGGCUCAAAAAAACAAGGACUCCAUGAUUGUAAUUUACUGCGAAGAAAUGGGGGACAACAAAGAAUCUUUCCAAAUGACCUUAAGUGGAAAGGGGUUGGAUAAGAAGGACCUAUUGGGAAAAUCCGACCCAUACGCCAUUGUCUCAAAGAAAAAUGAUGAUGACGAAGGCUGGACUGAAGUCUUUACCACUGAAGUGGUCAAAAAGUCAUUGGAUCCAGAGUGGAGACCAUUUACUGGACACACGGUAAAGUUGACUGGACGAAAUCCCACCAGACCGCUCCGCUUCCAAGUUUUUGACCACGACAAGCAUUCCAAGCACGAUUUAAUUGGAGAAUUCGAAACCAAUUGGGAGGAUUUAUGCAGAUUUGCACGACAGAGCAACCCAAUAGCAAUGCCAUUAAUUAACCCAAAGAAGAAGGAAAAAAAGAAGGGUUAUGAAAAUUCGGGUGUACUGAACAUCAAUUUACAGGUGGACGAAACAAAUUAUACAUUUGUAGAUUACUUACAAACUGGAGUUCAGCUACAUUUUACAGUUGCAGUAGAUUUCACUGCAUCCAACGGAAAUCCCAAUGAUGCGAAAAGUCUACAUUCGAGGGUAGCCGAUCAGGAUAAUCAAUACACUACUGCCAUAAAAUCAAUUGGAUCCAUCAUUGAGGACUACGAUUUUGAUAAGCACUUCCCAGCUCUUGGGUUUGGUGCUAAAAUCCCACCCGAUACGGAAGUGAGCCACCUCUUUUUUCUUAAUUUUGACCCACAGAACCCAUUCUGUAAGGGUGUCGAGGGCAUCUUGGAAGCUUAUCAGCAAGCAUUGCGAAAAGUCCGCCUUUACGGUCCCACAAAUUUCGCAAAUACGAUCAGUCAUGUAGCAGAGUUUGCCAAGACAUAUCAAGAUGGCCGACAUUAUUUUAUUCUUUUAAUCAUUACGGAUGGAAUGAUCUGUGACUUGGAUGCCACCCGUGAAGCGAUUGUAUUAGCGAGCAAGCUUCCACUCUCCAUUAUCAUCGUCGGCGUUGGCUCAGAGGACUUUUCUUCAAUGGAAUUUCUCGACGGCGACAAACGGGCUUUGAAGCACAACGGCAUCGAGGCCGCGCGAGACAUUGUGCAGUUUGUUGCUUUGCGAGAUAUCAUUGGCAAAUUUGGGAAUGACCAUGCCGCUACCAGGGCGGCUCUGGGAAAACAAGUGCUUGCAGAAAUUCCUCGCCAACUUUGCGAAUUUAUGCACAUGAGAAAAACUUCUACUAAUUUGUAAUUAUUGUCUUACCACCGCAAUUUUUGCAUUCCACCGGUAAUCGUGAAAACUAACCUUAUUACUUACAUAAAAAUGACAUUGCCAAACUCAUCGUCAGGUUUGCCGGACUAAAACAAUACGUGUUCAUUCUUUACCAUAAAUGUGCAGUUUUUCGUUUAACAAAGGACUUUCACAAAUCCAUUCUGAUUUUUCAUUUUUAUUCUUCUUUUGUCGUAAUUCGUAAUUAAGAGCUGGUUGUGGUUUUUACAAUUUAAUGUUUGAUUGAUGAUAAUAAAAUAAUCUCUUUUUCGAACAGGGCUGUGCUA